AUGAGCACACAGCUGAAUCAGAUUAGUUCAAUCAAGCUAUUCAGGUUCACCACUGGUGAAGGGCUGGAGUACAUGCUGAACAAGACUGUGGCCAGGCAUAUUCAGGUACCUUUAGGUCUUGCAUGGGCACUCACCAUCCAUAAAAGCCAGAGCCAAACUCUCAAUAAGGUCAUAGUUGAUCUUCACAAAUGCUUGCAGAUAGCUAGAUCUAAGGAAGGGUUAGAAAUAUGUCACUUCAACUCAUCUAAAGUCUUUAUCAACAAAGCUUUGUAUGACUGGUACCUACAAACAUUCAAGUCUAGACACAUCAAUGGUUCUCAAUUUAAACACGCAAGUCCUUACAACUCAACCUCAAUUAUCAUGCCUAUGGCUGGGGUUUAA
Messenger RNA from Suillus plorans, 381 nucleotides. RefSeq lists its product as uncharacterized. Lineage: Eukaryota; Fungi; Basidiomycota; Agaricomycetes; Boletales; Suillaceae. The record is from RefSeq and is a predicted model, not a curated record. Bases 1 to 381 code for a protein of 126 amino acids. The transcript has 8 exons.